AUGGACAUUUCCAUGAGUGAGGAACAAGAGGGAGAUGAAAAUGUGGAACAAGAGGGAGUAAAUCUUGAGGACAUUUGGGGACAAGAGGGAGAUGAGGCUGUGGAAGGCAUUUAUAUGACAUGCCUAGGCCUCGCCGCUAGAACUAUGAAGGAUGCAGUUGUCCCCCUUGUGAUGCAAUUUGUUGAGUGCAGCAUCAGUGGACCACAUUGUCAUAGUCGCAAGGUAGCCAUUUUUCCAUUAGCUUUUAUCCUUGAAGGUCCCUCUGUCAAGCAACUUGCUCCUGUAGUUCAUUUGUUGCUUGACAUGAUGAAAGAUCCCGAGGAAGGUGUAAGAGGCAGGGCUGCAUGGACUCUUGCGCUGGUGUUUGAGCUUGUGGGUGCAAAUAAAAUCAUCAGAAAUGAGGGGGGCCUUCCUGGGAUCAUGGCUAUCUUGAUAGAGAGGAGCAAAGAUGUCCCUCAAGUGUCCAUUGAAGUGUAUAGAGCUCUAUAUUUUCUUGUGAGAGGUUAUGGAGAAAAUGCAAAGUCAAAGUCAUGUGAACUUUCACCUUUUGUCAAGCCUCUUAUUGAUGCUCUUCUUUGUGCUUCAGAACUUGCUAAAGAGAACCCUUUUAGGCUUCCAGCAUGUACAUCUGCUUAUGAAGCACUGAGUGAGAUUGUGAGAGUUUGCAACAUUGAAGAAUUAGAAGUUUGCAGGGCUGUAGGAGGCUUAAUGUCUCAAAUCUUUAGGAGAUUGAACAUCAUGAUUAAUCGUCAAGGUGAAGCAGUUUCAUCCGUUGAGAGGAAGAACCGUGGCCUUCUUGAGGUUUUGCUGUGUGUGACAGUAAUAGUGCACGUGAUGGAGCAGCCCUUGCCAGUGGUGCUCUUGCUCAUGCCAUUGGUGAUUGCUCUUGCUAUUGGUGAGAAAUUUGAGAAGUACCUGCCUCUAGUUAUGGAAAAGCUUAGAGAAGCUGCUGAGUUGAAUCCAGAGGAUAAUAAGGAUCAUGGUAACAAGGUUAGAGAGGGGAUAUUUAAGGCUUACCAUGGCAUAUUGGGUGGUAUAAAUGACCAAAAGUCUGGGUUGAAGGUAGCGAUGGCUCUAGUUGACUUCACCGAAGGUGUGUGCAAGGACCACAGCAAGAUCAAGACAAGGGAUGGAAGGAAUACAAGUGUGGCCAUGGCAGGAAUUGAUGCCUUGUCUCAGCUUCCUUCCAGAGCGGAGGCUUAG
Molecule: messenger RNA, 1203 nt
Organism: Aegilops tauschii subsp. strangulata
Lineage: Eukaryota; Viridiplantae; Streptophyta; Magnoliopsida; Poales; Poaceae
Source: RefSeq, a predicted model, not a curated record